ACUCCCUUUGAAUACAUGAUUUUAGCCACCAUCAUCGCAAACUGCAUCGUCCUCGCGCUGGAGCAACAUCUGCCUGAUGACGACAAGACCCCGAUGUCCGAGCGGCUGGAUGACACUGAACCAUACUUCAUUGGAAUUUUUUGUUUCGAGGCUGGAAUUAAAAUCAUCGCCCUUGGGUUUGCCUUCCACAAAGGCUCUUACUUGAGGAAUGGCUGGAACGUCAUGGACUUCGUGGUGGUGCUAACAGGCAUCUUGGCGACAGUUGGGACAGAGUUUGACCUGCGGACGCUGAGGGCAGUUCGGGUGCUGCGGCCGCUCAAGCUGGUGUCUGGAAUCCCAAGUUUACAAGUCGUCCUGAAGUCGAUCAUGAAGGCAAUGAUCCCUCUGCUGCAGAUUGGCCUCCUCCUGUUUUUUGCAAUCCUUAUUUUUGCAAUCAUAGGGUUAGAAUUUUAUAUGGGAAAAUUUCAUACCACCUGCUUUGAAGAGGGGACAGAUGACAUUCAGGGUGAGUCUCCGGCUCCGUGUGGGACAGAAGAACCCGCCCGCACCUGCCCCAAUGGGACCAAAUGUCAGCCCUACUGGGAAGGGCCCAACAACGGGAUCACUCAGUUUGACAACAUCCUGUUUGCAGUGCUGACUGUUUUCCAGUGCAUCACCAUGGAAGGGUGGACUGAUCUCCUCUACAAUAGCAACGAUGCCUCAGGGAACACUUGGAACUGGUUAUACUUUAUCCCCCUCAUCAUCAUCGGCUCCUUUUUUAUGCUGAACCUCGUGCUGGGCGUCCUGUCAGGGGAGUUUGCCAAAGAGAGGGAGCGGGUGGAAAACCGGAGGGCUUUUCUGAAGCUGAGGCGGCAACAGCAGAUUGAACGCGAGCUCAAUGGGUACAUGGAAUGGAUCUCAAAAGCAGAAGAGGUGAUCCUCGCGGAAGACGACACAGAUACAGAACAGAGGCAUCCCUUUGAUGGUAACUCUCUGCGGAGAGCCACCAUCAAGAAGAGCAAGACAGACCUGCUCCACCCAGAGGAGGCCGAGGAUCAGCUGGCCGACAUCGCCUCCGUGGGUUCUCCCUUUGCCCGAGCCAGCAUUAAAAGUGCCAAGCUGGAGAACUCGACUUUUUUCCACAAAAAGGAGAGGAGGAUGCGUUUCUACAUCCGCCGCAUGGUCAAAACUCAGGCCUUCUACUGGACUGUGCUCAGUCUGGUAGCCCUCAACACGCUGUGUGUUGCUAUCGUUCAUUACAACCAGCCCGAGUGGCUCUCCGACUUCCUUUACUAUGCAGAAUUCAUUUUCUUAGGACUCUUUAUGUCCGAAAUGUUUAUAAAAAUGUACGGGCUUGGGACGCGGCCUUACUUCCACUCUUCCUUCAACUGCUUUGACUGUGGGGUUAUCAUUGGAAGCAUCUUUGAGGUCAUCUGGGCCGUCAUAAAACCCGGCACAUCCUUCGGAAUCAGCGUGUUACGAGCUCUCAGGUUAUUGCGUAUUUUCAAAGUCACAAAGUACUGGGCCUCUCUCCGAAACCUGGUCGUCUCUCUCCUCAACUCCAUGAAAUCCAUCAUCAGCCUGUUGUUCCUCCUCUUCCUGUUCAUCGUGGUCUUCGCCCUUUUGGGAAUGCAGCUUUUUGGCGGCCAGUUUAAUUUCGAUGAAGGGACUCCUCCUACCAACUUCGAUACUUUUCCAGCAGCAAUAAUGACGGUGUUUCAGAUCCUGACGGGCGAAGACUGGAAUGAGGUCAUGUACGAUGGCAUCAAGUCCCAGGGGGGCGUGCAGGGAGGCAUGGUGUUCUCCAUCUACUUCAUCGUCCUGACGCUGUUCGGCAACUACACCCUCCUGAAUGUGUUCUUGGCCAUCGCUGUGGACAACCUGGCCAACGCCCAGGAACUCACCAAGGUGGAGGCGGAUGAACAAGAAGAGGAGGAAGCAGCCAACCAGAAACUUGCCCUCCAGAAAGCCAAGGAGGUGGCAGAAGUGAGUCCUCUGUCUGCAGCCAACAUGUCCAUAACUGUGAAGGAGCAGCAGAGGCUCCAGAAGCCGGCCAAGUCCGUGUGGGAGCAGCGGACCAGCGAGAUGCGGAAGCAGAACCUGCUGGCCAGCCGCGAGGCGCUCUACGGCGAGCUGGACCCCGACGAGCGCUGGAAGGCCGCCUACGCGCGCCACCUGCGGCCCGACAUGAAGACGCACCUGGACCGGCCGCUGGUGGUGGACCCGCAGGAGAACCGCAACAACAACACCAACAAGAGCCGCGCGGCGGAAGAGAACCAGGGCUCGGGGAUGCCCAUGUCGGGGCCCAACCUGUCGACCACCCGGCCCAUCCAGCAGGACCUGGGCCGCCCAGAGCCGCCCCUGGCCGAGGACAUCGACAACAUGAAGAACAACAAACUGGCUACCGCGGAGUCGGCGCCCCACGACACGGCCCAGUUUGGACUUGACCGCAUUCCGGUGAACAAAAACGCCAACCCAGACCCACUGCCAAAGAAAGAGGAAGAGAAGAAGGAGGAGGAACAGGAUGACCCCGGGGAAGACGGCCCCAAGCCCAUGCCUCCUUACAGUUCCAUGUUUAUCCUGUCCACGACCAACCCCCUUCGCCGCCUGUGCCAUUACAUCCUGAACCUGCGCUACUUUGAGAUGUGCAUUCUCAUGGUCAUCGCCAUGAGCAGCAUUGCCCUGGCAGCCGAGGACCCCGUGCAGCCCAACGCGCCACGGAACAACGUGCUGCGAUAUUUUGACUACGUGUUCACGGGCGUCUUCACCUUCGAGAUGGUGAUUAAGAUGAUCGACCUGGGGCUCGUCCUGCAUCAGGGCGCCUACUUCCGCGACCUCUGGAACAUUCUGGACUUCAUAGUGGUCAGUGGGGCGCUGGUGGCCUUCGCCUUCACUGGCAACAGCAAAGGAAAGGAUAUCAACACGAUUAAAUCCCUCCGAGUCCUCCGGGUGCUACGACCUCUUAAAACCAUCAAGCGAUUGCCAAAGCUCAAGGCCGUGUUCGACUGUGUGGUGAACUCGCUCAAAAACGUCUUCAACAUCCUCAUCGUCUACAUGCUGUUCAUGUUCAUUUUUGCCGUGGUGGCUGUGCAGCUCUUCAAGGGCAAAUUCUUCCACUGCACUGACGAGUCCAAGGAAUUCGAGAAGGAUUGUCGGGGAAAGUACCUCCUGUACGAGAAGAACGAGGUGAAGGCCCGAGACCGAGAGUGGAGGAAGUACGAGUUCCACUACGACAACGUGCUGUGGGCGCUGCUGACGCUGUUCACUGUGUCCACGGGAGAAGGCUGGCCACAGGUCCUCAAGCACUCGGUGGAUGCCACCUUUGAGAACCAGGGCCCCAGCCCCGGGUACCGCAUGGAGAUGUCCAUUUUCUACGUCGUCUACUUCGUGGUGUUCCCCUUCUUCUUCGUCAACAUCUUUGUGGCCUUGAUCAUUAUCACCUUCCAGGAGCAGGGGGACAAGAUGAUGGAGGAGUACAGCCUGGAGAAGAACGAGAGGGCGUGCAUCGACUUUGCCAUCAGCGCCAAGCCGCUGACGCGACACAUGCCCCAGAACAAGCAGAGCUUCCAGUACCGGAUGUGGCAGUUUGUGGUGUCUCCGCCCUUCGAGUACACCAUUAUGGCCAUGAUCGCCCUCAACACCGUCGUGCUGAUGAUGAAGUUCUAUGGGGCCUCGGUUGCUUAUGAAAACGCGCUGAGGGUGUUCAACAUCGUGUUUACCUCCCUGUUCUCUCUGGAAUGUCUGCUGAAAGUCAUGGCUUUUGGGAUUCUGAACUAUUUCCGCGAUGCCUGGAACAUCUUCGACUUUGUGACCGUUCUGGGCAGCAUCACUGACAUCCUGGUGACUGAGUUUGGGAAUCCGAAUAACUUCAUCAACCUGAGCUUCCUCCGCCUCUUCCGAGCUGCCCGGCUCAUCAAACUCCUCCGUCAGGGUUACACCAUCCGCAUCCUUCUCUGGACCUUCGUUCAGUCCUUCAAGGCCCUGCCCUAUGUCUGUCUGCUGAUUGCCAUGCUUUUCUUCAUCUACGCCAUCAUCGGGAUGCAGGUGUUUGGCAACAUUGGUAUCGACGUGGAGGACGAGGACAGUGACGAAGAUGAGUUCCAAAUCACUGAGCACAAUAACUUCCGGACCUUCUUCCAGGCCCUCAUGCUUCUCUUCCGGAGUGCCACCGGGGAGGCGUGGCACAACAUCAUGCUGUCCUGCCUCAGCGGGAAACCAUGUGACAAGAACUCGGGCAUCCUGACUCGGGAGUGCGGCAAUGAAUUUGCCUAUUUUUACUUCGUCUCCUUCAUCUUCCUCUGCUCGUUCCUGAUGCUGAACCUCUUUGUCGCUGUCAUCAUGGACAACUUUGAGUACCUCACCAGAGACUCCUCCAUCCUGGGCCCCCACCACCUGGACGAGUACGUGCGUGUCUGGGCCGAGUAUGACCCCGCAGCUUGGGGCCGCAUGCCUUACCCGGACAUGUAUCAGAUGCUGAGACACAUGUCUCCGCCCCUGGGUCUGGGGAAGAAGUGUCCGGCGAGAGUGGCUUACAAGAGGCUCCUACGGAUGGACCUGCCUGUCGCGGACGACAACACCGUGCACUUCAACUCGACCCUAAUGGCUCUGAUCCGCACGGCUCUGGACAUCAAGAUAGCCAAGGGAGGGGCUGACAAGCAGCAGAUGGACGCUGAGCUGCGGAAGGAGAUGAUGGCCAUCUGGCCCAACCUGUCCCAGAAGACGCUGGACCUGCUGGUGACGCCACACAAGUCCACCGACCUGACCGUGGGGAAGAUCUAUGCGGCCAUGAUGAUCAUGGAAUACUACCGGCAGAGCAAGGCCAAGAAGCUGCAGGCCAUGCGCGAGGAGCAGGACCGGACGCCACUCAUGUUCCAGCGCAUGGAGCCCCCGUCCCCAACGCAGGAAGGGGGGCCGGGCCAGAACACCCUCCCCUCCACCCAGCUGGACCCUGGAGGAGGCCUGAUGUCCCACGAAGGCGGCCUCAAGGAGAGCCCGUCCUGGGUGACGCAGCGGGCCCAGGAGAUGUUCCAGAAGACGGGCACGUGGAGCCCAGAGCGGGGCCCCCCCACUGACAUGCCCAACAGCCAGCCCAACUCGCAGUCCGUGGAGAUGCGAGAGAUGGGCCGAGAUGGCUACUCCGACAGUGAGCACUACCUCCCCAUGGAAGGCCAGGCCCGGGCCGCCUCCAUGCCCCGCCUCCCCGCGGAGAACCAGAGGAGAAGGGGCCGGCCACGUGGGAAUAACCUCAGUACCAUCUCAGACACCAGCCCCAUGAAGCGCUCAGCCUCUGUGCUGGGCCCCAAGGCCCGGCGCCUGGACGACUACUCAUUGGAGCGGGUUCCGCCGGAGGAGAACCAGCGGCACCACCAGCGGCGCCGCGACCGCGGCCACCGCACCUCCGAGCGCUCUCUGGGCCGCUACACCGACGUGGACACAG
Messenger RNA from Carlito syrichta (Philippine tarsier), 5416 nucleotides. It is a transcript of the gene CACNA1A, whose product is annotated as calcium voltage-gated channel subunit alpha1 A. Lineage: Eukaryota; Metazoa; Chordata; Mammalia; Primates; Tarsiidae. The record is from RefSeq and is a predicted model, not a curated record. Gene Ontology annotation, biological process: chemical synaptic transmission; calcium ion import across plasma membrane. The annotation marks the transcript as partial. Gene Ontology annotation, molecular function: high voltage-gated calcium channel activity. The transcript has 46 exons. Gene Ontology annotation, cellular component: voltage-gated calcium channel complex; membrane; neuronal cell body.